Thrips palmi is the source of this 3491-nucleotide messenger RNA. RefSeq names its product methionine--tRNA ligase, cytoplasmic (gene MetRS). Gene Ontology annotation, molecular function: ATP binding; methionine-tRNA ligase activity. NCBI's taxonomy places the organism in Eukaryota, Metazoa, Arthropoda, Insecta, Thysanoptera, Thripidae. Gene Ontology annotation, cellular component: cytosol; aminoacyl-tRNA synthetase multienzyme complex. The coding region runs from base 121 to 3141 and encodes 1006 amino acids. The record is from RefSeq and is a predicted model, not a curated record. Gene Ontology annotation, biological process: methionyl-tRNA aminoacylation. The transcript has 17 exons.
UGUCUCUCUCUUUCCACGCGGGCACACGCGACGGCAGGCGGUCUGCUAGCUAACCUGUCACUCGUUUCGCCACUUGCCUGCCAAUUUUCGUUGUGAAGCAAAUGUGGCAGAGCCUGAAAAAUGAAGAUUUUAACUAAUGAGAAAAAUCCCGCGGUGCUGAAACUCUUAGUUUCGGCGAGCUUGGCUAAAGUCGAGGUUACAUGUCAAGAUGUUUCUUUUGGUGAUAAGAAGCCGUGUGUUGCACAAUGCCUGCCAGUGUUACAGCUAGACUCUGGUUUAACCAUAGCUUCUGUCAAUCAAGCAGCACGUUUUAUUUUUCCUCCAUCAAGUUCAGCUGAAGCGGAAGUAGAUCAAUGGCUUGAUUGGGAUUCCUCUCAACUUCAGCCUGCUGUUGUGUACUGUGUAUCCUCUCCUGGUAAAAGCAACACUCGUCUGCAAUCUCUUCUCUCCGCACUUGAUGUAGCCGUGAAGUCUGGCGAAACUCUUGUGAAGGGUGGAAUUUCUGUUGCCGAUGUUUGUGUGUGGGUCUCCCUUUUUCCCAUUGUUGCUGAUACUAAACUUUGCUCUGAGUGGAUUGGAAGUCUUCAAAAUCUUAAAACCUGGUGGACAAAACAUGAGACAAACCCUGCAUUCAAGAUUGCUGUGAGCAAAUCUGGAGUAUUUGCUGGGCCACAGGGAAUUCAGACUUUAUUGAGCACCUCCUGGAAUGCCUCUGUUUCACAUCAAUCAUCCAGUGUCCCCAAUGAGUCUGAGGGAGCUCCUGACAAAAAGAAAAAGACCAAGGCCCAAUCAGCAACUAAGUCAGCCACAUCUCUUGAAAAUGGCCUUGAGCAGCUAAGUAUCUCUACAGGACCAGCAACAAGUGGCCCAGAAUGGGAGAAAGAGUUGCAGGCUGCAAAACUUGCUUGGGACAGCAGUCAAAAGGUCAAGUCCAAAGAGAAUGUAAAACCAGUAUUACCCGUAUCUGGAGAGCGCAACGUUCUUAUUACCUCAGCUCUUCCUUAUGUCAAUAAUGUUCCUCAUCUCGGAAACAUAAUUGGAUGUGUACUCUCAGCCGAUGUAUUUGCUAGGUAUUGUAGAUUGCGGAAUUACAACACCUUGUACAUAUCUGGGACUGAUGAGUAUGGAACAGCAACAGAGACUAAAGCUUUAGAAGAAGGCUUGCAGCCUCAAGAAAUUUGUGACAAAUAUAACGCCAUCCACAAUGAUAUUUACAAGUGGUUUAAUAUUGACUUUGAUCUCUUUGGAAGAACCACCAUUCCAGAGCAAACUGAAAUCACUCAACAGUUAUUUUUGCGACUUCAUAAACUGGGUUACAUGCACACUGAGCCCAUGGAACAGCUCCUCUGUCAGCGAUGUGACCGCUUUUUGGCUGAUAGAUUUGUUGAGGGUACAUGCCCAAAGUGCGCCUUUGAUGAUGCCCGCGGGGACCAGUGUGACAGUUGCGGAGCGCUCAUGAAUGCCACUGAGUUGAUCAAGCCUCGCUGCAAGCUCUGCAAUGAUACACCAGUUAUUCGAAACUCAGAUCAGUUUUUCUUGGACCUUCCCAAGAUAGAACCAAAACUUUCUGCUUGGUUUGACAAAUCAAGUAGUGGUUGGUCUCAUAAUGCUCGUGUUAUUACCAAAGCUUGGUUGAAGGAUGGUUUGAGGCCAAGAUGCAUUACUAGAGAUCUGAAGUGGGGUAUUCCUGUGCCACUGGACAACUACCGUAGCAAGGUCUUUUAUGUUUGGUUUGAUGCUCCAAUUGGGUACAUCAGCAUGACUAAAAAGUACACUAACAAGUGGAAAGAAUGGUGGCAGCCCAAGAGCAACACCAAGGUGGAGUACUUCCAAUUUAUGGCUAAAGAUAAUGUCCCAUUCCACUCCAUCAUGUUCCCUUCUACACUGUUAGCUGCUGAUGAAGGCUAUACAGUGGUUACAAAUUUGAUGGCAACUGAGUACCUGAACUAUGAAGAUGGCAAAUUCUCUAAGUCACGUGGAACUGGUGUAUUUGGUAAUGAUGCAAGAGAUACGGGAAUCCCUGCUGAUUAUUGGAGAUUCUAUCUCCUAUUUGUUCGACCUGAGUCACAAGAUUCCAAUUUCUCUUGGGACGACCUGGCUUUGCGCCUCAACAAUGAGUUGCUCAAUAAUCUUGGCAACUUUGUUAACAGAGCUCUGAUGUUUGUUGAAAAAACUUUCCAGAGUACUAUUCCAGAAAUGUACCUGGAAAAGGAAGAUAUAACAUUAUUAGCUCUUGUUAACCGAGAAUUAUCUGCUUAUGUAAAAAUGCUUGAAGCUGGAAAAUUGCGAGAGGGCUUGCGUCAUAUUUUGUGUGUUUCUCGCCACGGCAAUCAGUAUAUUCAAUCCCAGCAACCAUGGGUGAAAGCUAAGGGAUCUCCAGAGGAAAAGAAGCAAGCUGGCACUACCGUGGGUGUGGCAGCAAACAUUUCCUGUUUGCUUGCCAUUCUGCUUCAGCCUUACAUGCCUGAAAUAUCAAAAGUAAUGCAUGAACAAAUGAACAGUCCAAAAUCUAUUAAUGUUAUUACGGACUCUAUUGUGAAGCUGCUUCCUGCUGGUCACAAGAUAGGAAAGCCUGCACCUCUCUUCACUAAAAUUGAAGCAAGCCAAACCAGUGAUUUGAAAAAACGGUUUGCUGGAAAGCAGGCACCUCCUUCUGCAGCUCCCAGCAAAAAAGGAACUUCUGCUGCAGCUGCUACAUCAGCUUCUUCACAAACUGUUGAAAUGCUUCAGGCUGCAGUGGAUAAACAGGCUAAUUUGGUUCGUGAAAUGAAAGGCUCAGGCAAGCCCAAAGCUGAGUGGCAACCCCAUGUAAGUGCUCUUCUUCAGCUCAAGGCUGACUUAGCUGCUGCUCAGAAAGCUGCCGAAUCACAGAGCACCUCUGCCCCCUCCACUGCUUCUAGCUCAGAAGCUGCUCAACCUGCUCAAAUUGCGGAACUUGAGGAAGCUGUGAAAAAACAGGGUGAUCUCGUCCGGGAAAUGAAAGCCAGUGGAAAGAGCAAAGAAGAGUGGCAAGGGGAAGUUGCUAAACUGCUGCAGCUGAAACAGGCAUUAGCUGCCGUGCAGCCUCCUACAACCACAGCAGAAAGUAAACCCACUCAAUCUUCGGGCAGUGGGAAGAGCAAGAAUAAAAAGAAGAAAUGACAAAGGCACUAACUGCACCCCAGUGAUGAUGUUCUAAGAUGUUUCAGGUGCAGUUUUAUUAUAAAAUGUUGAGAUAUGUAAUUACAGAUAAUGGAAUCACACUAUCUGUUUGUUAUUAUCAUAGGGCUCUAUUUAUUUUGUCUGCAUUCUUGUGUAAAAGGCAUUGAGGCAUUUUGGACUGACUCUGAAAUGUGGUUGUGAUUGAAAUCUUGCUGUAUUAUAAUAAAUUAUUAUGGAAUUUUUACUUUUUAUGAUUUGAAUAAGAAGAUAGUUACAAUUAUCACUGCAUUAACUUAAUUUCCAGUUGUAUCUUGGAUGAAUAAACAAUUCCACUGAGGGGAUUCUGUUAA